AUGGAUUUAUCGGAUAUCCCAUUCGACACGCCCGUGAUUCUCCGGUCGCUCUUUGCGCGCAAGAGCCUGCAGAAUCCUUUCGGAACGAAGAAGGCGCGGUGCCUCGAGGACAAUUGCGACCUGUACGAGCAAAUGAUCCUGCGCCGUGUCCGCGACGACAAAGUUGCCAUCGAGUCGGCGCGCAACAGCCGGUUCCUUCAAGUUCGUGCCGCUGGGGAGUGCGUCUUCGACCCGAAGGAGCCUGGCGAGUGGGAGCUCUUUAACAUGGAGACGGAUCAGGACUGUGCGCUCUACUUCGUGUCGUGCCACACGGGGAACGUGCUGCAGUGCGACGAGAACGGCGUUGUCAAGUGCGCGAACGAGAAUCGUCAGGUGUGCGAGGGCUGGGGCAUCGUCGAGCCUCGUUCUUCUGCUGCUGUGAGCCAAGCGAAAUCUGUAGCCAAUUUGCGUGGGCCCCUUGGCGUUGCAGAACGCCAAAACUUCAUCUUGGAGCUGGCGAAGUGUGGCAAAUCGCCCGAUGAGAUCGAGCAGAUUGUGACGCGCAUGUUUGAUGUCUCGUUGUCUGCAUCAACAGCGCCGUCCGCAACCUCCUUUUCGAAGCCGGCCGUCGCCGUGCUUUCUGGGUGGGAUUGAGUCACCUCAGACGAGAUCGGUCCAAUGUGGUGGAGAACUACAAGAAUCCCAAUAGCCUAAAUUGCAGCUUACUUGGGGAAUUUCCUUGCUAAAUAAAACAGUGUCGAGCCUGUUUCUUGAAGCG
Molecule: messenger RNA, 757 nt
Organism: Phytophthora sojae
Lineage: Eukaryota; Oomycota; Peronosporomycetes; Peronosporales; Peronosporaceae
Exons: 1
Coding region: 1-633 (210 amino acids)
Source: RefSeq, a predicted model, not a curated record